UUCCGUCAGUUCAGUUCACCACAGUUCACUCACUUUCGACGCCAUGACAAGUUAAUGGUUUCGUAGGUCUUAUCGUGUAUCACGAUAUUUUACUCAUUUGUUACCACAUAAUAUAUUGUUCCCGUGCUACUUUUUCACGUUCUUGGCGUUACGAAUCUACAUUUUCACGAUCUAGCACGCGUAAUUAUCCUGAUAUGUCGGAUUCAGAAGGUGCUAGCGAUGCGGGAAGCGUCGGAGGAAGAUCUCGAAGCGUCUCUCGCAGUAGAAGUCCCUCGCAAAGCUCUGGUUCCAGAAGUCCAUCCAGGUCUCGAUCGCGUUCCCGAUCACCAUCUGGCUCAGAAGAUGGAGAUGCAAAGCUAGAUGAGGCAGAAGAAGUCAGAUCAGGAGAUGAAGAAGCUGUGGAACCAGAAGAGGAACCUGAAGGAGAAGAUUUGGACAAUAGUAGUGAAUAUGAUGAGGAAGAAGAGGAAGAGGAUGACGAUAGGCCGAGGAAGAAAAAGAAAAAAGAUAGGUUUGGUGGCUUUAUCAUAGAUGAAGCUGAAGUAGAUGAUGAAGUUGAAGAUGACGAUGAGUGGGAAGAAGGUGCUCAGGAAAUUGGUAUUGUGGGGAACGAGGUUGACGAGUUGGGACCAACUGCUCGUGAGAUUGAGGGACGUCGUAGAGGCACAAAUCUUUGGGAUUCACAGAAAGAAGAUGAAAUUGAGGAGUACCUUCGGAAAAAAUAUGCCGAUGAAUCGAUUGCCGCUCGUCGUUUUGGCGAUGGCGGUGAAGAAAUGAGUGAUGAAAUCACCCAACAAACCUUGUUGCCCGGUGUGAAAGAUCCCAAUUUAUGGAUGGUGAAAUGCCGUAUAGGAGAGGAAAAAGCUACUGUGCUCUUAUUGAUGCGAAAAUUUAUCACGUAUCAAUUUUCCAACGAACCUCUUCAGAUAAAAUCUGUUGUGGCACCAGAAGGUGUUAAGGGUUACAUUUACAUAGAGGCUUACAAGCAGCCACAUGUAAAAGCUGCUAUUGAAAAUGUUGGGAACCUCAGAAUGGGUAUAUGGAAACAACAAAUGGUACCGAUUAAAGAGAUGACGGAUGUGCUGCGAGUAGUUAAAGAGCAGACCGGCUUAAAAGCUAAGCAAUGGGUUCGUUUGAAGCGAGGCAUUUACAAAGAUGACAUAGCUCAAGUUGAUUAUGUCGACUUAGCGCAAAAUCAAGUUCACUUGAAGUUGCUUCCAAGAAUUGAUUACACUAGACCACGCGGGGCGUUAAGAACAGCACAGAGCGAAUCCGAAGCACUGAAACGCAAGAAGAAAAGAAGACCGCCAGCAAAACCAUUUGAUCCUGAAGCAAUUCGUGCUAUUGGCGGAGAGGUUACUAGUGACGGAGAUUUUCUUAUUUUUGAAGGAAAUAGAUAUAGUCGUAAAGGUUUUCUUUAUAAAAAUUUUACCACAAGUGCUAUUAUCGCGGAGGGUGUAAAACCUACACUUUCUGAAUUAGAAAGAUUUGAAGAAGCGCCGGAAGGUGUUGAAAUUGAUUUAAGUGGCACACCAGGAACUGGAACUUCUGGAAAAGAAGAUCAAAAUGUGACUCAUUCCUUUAGUAAUGGAGAUAACGUGGAAGUUUGUGAGGGGGAAUUGAUAAACUUACAGGGAAAGAUUGUUUCUAUAGAUGGAAACAUGAUCAUGGUUAUGCCGAAGCAUGAAGAACUCAAAGAAGCUUUGGAAUUCCAAGCUUCAGAGUUGCGAAAAUAUUUCACGCAAGGCGAUCACGUCAAGGUUGUAGCAGGAAGAUAUGAAGGCGAUACAGGCUUAAUUGUUAGAGUGGAACAAAAUCGAGUAGUUUUAUUCUCGGAUUUAUCAAUGCACGAACUCGAGGUUCUUCCAAGAGAUUUACAAUUAUGCUCCGACAUGGCUACCGGCGUUGAUAGCUUAGGACAAUUUCAAUGGGGUGAUUUGGUACAACUUGAUGCGCAAACAGUUGGUGUUAUCGUCCGAUUAGAACGUGAGAAUUUUCACGUACUCUCUAUGCAUGGGAAAGUCGUGGAAGCAAGACCGCAGGGUCUUACGAAGCGGCGAGAAAAUAGAAACGCGGUUGCAUUGGACUCGCAACAGAACACCAUACAAAAGAAGGACAUCGUUAAAGUGGUCGAUGGACCACAUGCGGGUCGAGGUGGUGAAAUUAAACACCUGUAUAGAAGUUUUGCCUUUUUGCAUUCGAGAAUGUUUGUUGACAAUGGUGGAAUAUUCGUAUGCAAAACCAGACAUUUACAACUGUCCGGUGGAAAUAAGACAACUUCUAUCAAUUCCAUGUCACCUGUGACAGGAUUCAUGUCACCUAGAAUUGCUUCGCCGAUGCAUCCCAGCGGUGGUGGUUUUGGACGAGGUGGUGGCGGAGGCGGAAGAGGCAGAGGUCGUGGCGGCGGUGGUGGUGCGAGACGCGAUAGGGAAUUAAUUGGAACCACCAUUAAAAUAACAGGUGGACCAUACAAGGGAAACGUGGGUAUUGUAAAAGACGCGACAGAAACAACAGCGCGCGUGGAACUACACUCUACGUGUCAGACAAUCUCCGUCGAUCGAUCUCAUAUAGCAAACGUCGGUGUCCCGACAAAGGACGGUGGCUUCAGCAGUUACAACAGAACUCCGGCUUACGGAGCCGGUGGACAGACGCCUAUGUACGCGAGGGACGGAUCGAAAACACCUAUGCAUGGUUCUCAGACGCCUAUGUACGAAAAUGGCUCUCGCACCCCUCAUUACGGUUCAAUGACGCCGUCUCACGAUGGAUCGCGAACACCAGGACAAUCUGGAGCCUGGGAUCCGUCCGUUACUAAUACACCCGCUAGGACGAAUGAUUUCGACACUUACAGUAUGGAAGAGGGUGGUUCGCCUGGCUACGGACCUGGAUAUCCUCCUACUGGAGGACCGUUUACUCCACAAACUCCAGGCACUAUGUACGGCUCGGAACAAAGCUUCAGUUCAUAUCAACCGAGUCCUAGUCCUGCGGGCAGUGCUACCGCAAGUCCGAGUCCUACAGGCUACGUUGCUACUCCAUCCCCAAGUGGUACUGGAUACACUACUAGCCCACAUGGAGCAUUCGCAACUCCUUCUCCAAUGGGUUACAGUCCUAUGACACCUGGAGUAGCAAAUAGUCCAUACAAUCCGCAUACACCUUCAGGAAUGGAUGUUGGUUCUGGUAUCAUAGGUAGCUCAGAAUGGCAUACGACAGACAUUGAAGUACGCAUUCGUGACUCUCAUGACGAUCCUGCACUUGCUGGACAGCAAGCAAUCAUCCGAGGCAUUUCAGGCGGUAUGUGCACCGUUUAUCUACCUACCGAAGACCGGGUAGUGAAUCUAAUAUGUGAACAAUUAGAACCUGUAGUACCGUCACGCGGCGAUCGAGUUAAAGUGAUUUUAGGUGAAGAUCGCGAAGCUGUCGGUACUUUACUUUCGAUCGACAAUCAAGAGGGAGUUGUAAAACUCAACACGGACGAGAUAAAAUUCUUGCAAUUGCGAUUUUUGUGUAAAAUGAGCACGAAAGCACCAACCGCAUAAUUUUUUAAUUUAUAUUCGCUGAAGCAAGAAUCUUUACAACACAAAAAUUUUAUGAAAAUGAUUAUAAUCAUUGAUAUCCUCUUAUUUUAAAAUGUUUACUUGAGCAUUUACAUUCUUGUAUAGAUGUAUAAUAUAUCUGACAUAAUAAUAAUAAUAAUAAUAAAUAAUAAUAAAUAUAUUA
Solenopsis invicta (red fire ant) is the source of this 3714-nucleotide messenger RNA. RefSeq names its product transcription elongation factor SPT5 (gene Spt5). Gene Ontology annotation, biological process: transcription elongation by RNA polymerase II; regulation of transcription by RNA polymerase II; regulation of DNA-templated transcription elongation. Lineage: Eukaryota; Metazoa; Arthropoda; Insecta; Hymenoptera; Formicidae. Gene Ontology annotation, cellular component: DSIF complex. The record is from RefSeq and is a predicted model, not a curated record. The transcript has 12 exons. The coding region runs from base 195 to 3533 and encodes 1112 amino acids. Gene Ontology annotation, molecular function: mRNA binding; protein binding.